UAUGGAACGGACCGACCAGCAUACAGAAUCUUGAGAAGGAAGAACAGGGGUUGAUAAUAAAGAUGCUAGAGAAGUAAAAUAAUCAAUGAAGAUAUCAGGAAGGUUUAUGGAAGAAUUUUGAUAUAUUAUUGUCGAAAUAUCUAAAAAUAUCACAGAUUUUGAUCUUAUUAAUCCUUUUUCUAAUACCAGUCAAAGGAGAAGACAUCCUCAAAUGUAAGUAUAUUCUUACCUUACUAAUAACCAUAAAAAUGUUAAUUUUUUGUAUUUUUAACAUUAACAACGACAAAUUUCAUCACCCACUCUAACUUAACUUCAAUAAACCUUCUUACUAAAAUCCCUCCCAAUUACAGCAAACGACUUAUCAGAACAGAAUGCAUAUCUCUGAGGAACACAGAUAUAUAAACUGGAUAAUGAACAGAGUGAACAUAUAGAUAUUGGAUUUGAUAGAGCAGAUACAGUGCAUGGGUGAUGGGUUAAGGUGAUGGUUAGUGAGGAGGUGUAUGGAGGAGUUGGAGUGGAGAUUUGUAAGGAAUUUGGUGAGGUUUAGUUGGUAUUGCAGGAGAGGGGGUCUUGGAGUUUUAUGUGAGGAGAUCAGAGGAAGAUUAUAUGAUGAUUAGGAGAUUUGAUAGUUUGGGAAAGGUGGCUUACCAAAUGGGUGAUUUGGAAGUAAUGAAAGAGGGAGAUAUUGGAAUUGAGUUAUUAUUUAUUCCUAUUUUUGAAAAUGUUGGUAAAAUAAGAGCAAGAGUUUCAGGAAUAGAAAAACCAAAAGAUGCAAGGAUAUCCACUUGGGCAAUUGUUGGAAUUAUUCUUGGUGGAGCUUGUGGAAUUUGAAUAAUAGCAGCAGGCAUUAGAGUUAUUUACCAAUACUAUAAAGCAAAAGUUCAAAGAAUAAAUCAUAGAAAAGUUCAUUCUGAAGUUCAAGAUAUCCAGAGAAACAUUCAAAACCAAUCUCAUAACAUUGAAGACCAAAGUGUCUCUUUCGAACAAGUAGCAUGCUACAACAACUACUUAAUCUACAAAGAGGGUCAAAAUCCUUCCAAGCCUGACAAACCAACCAAAAAGCCUGCCUUUCAAUCUAGUCAUAUGGACUAUGACCAAAUGCACACCGGGAAUAUAAUUUCCCUGUCCACCUUCAAGCCAUCCAGGAGUCCAACCGAAGACCUACAAAUGCUGAGCCAGAUUGGGCUAAUCAGGCUAGACUAGAAGUAAAAAUAAAUCGUGUCAUUUCA
This is a messenger RNA of Moneuplotes crassus, 1229 nucleotides long. Lineage: Eukaryota; Ciliophora; Spirotrichea; Euplotida; Euplotidae. The record is from the annotation of a GenBank genome assembly.